Molecule: messenger RNA, 1266 nt
Organism: Chara braunii
Lineage: Eukaryota; Viridiplantae; Streptophyta; Charophyceae; Charales; Characeae
Source: the annotation of a GenBank genome assembly
GUGGGCGUGAAAGUUUGGAGGGUGGAUAGGGGCGAGAGGGGUAGAGGGAGGCGAGACGUGGGGUUCAGGAGCAUGACGCGGUCAGCGCGUACGGAGGGCAAACUUGUGCAGAGGACGGCAGAGAUCAAGGUGGAACGAACCUCAAGGGAGAUGGCUUCAAACAGGGACUUACAACAGGCUGCGGAUAAUUGGCUUGUGGUUCUGCAGGAUGGCCGGCGCCGUUUGCAGGAGGCAGUGCUUCGCCUAUCUUCGGCAGCUCGUGAUUGGUCAGGGGUCGAUUGGGGGGCGACGUCAUUGACCGGAUGGCUGGAGGAGAUGCUGCAACGAAUGCUGGGUGUCCUUGGGGAGUUGGAGAAAGGGCCUGAUCCCCGCUGGGAACAUCUUCUUGACUGGCAGCUGGUAGAUGAGCUUAUGUGCUGCUGCUACGAGCUCUAUGAGGAGGGAAACGAUCUGUGUGUUGAAUAUGCUGCACGAUCUACUGGGGAGCCCACUGAACGACCGUCGACAGUAAGACCAUUACAUCUGCUGUCGAAUCUAGCGAGAGCUGGGAUAUUGACAUCUAUCAUACCGACGACACACACAGCAGCGGCAACGACUCUACCAGCACAAACAGAGAUCGAGAUGAGUGCAUCAGCAACACAGGUGACGAUUCCAAUAAUAUCAAUGGCACUCACAACGGUUGCAUCUGCAACGGUGACAAACACUUCACAAAAGUCAACAUCGUCGGUGACGAUGCCAUCUGCUGCACAACUGUUGACAACUACGACAUCUAUGACAGCGGUGACAACAACUUCAACUAUAACAACAGCGCCCAUCACGAUGACAUCUGCUACACAGCUUUUGACAACAACUGCACCGUCGACAAUGAGUAAAACAACUGACACACCAACAACACCUCUCGCUGCGACGACCGCCAUACUAAGUGUCAUUUGCACUCCUUCAACCCUCACUUUGGGUGGGGUUUCUUGGAAGGCUUUGGAGUUUCUGCUGCGGCUGAAGGGUGGGCAAGGGGUCAUGCUUGCCAAUCCCACUGCGCUUCCCGACUAUCUUCGGGCGCUCUGCACACAGCAGGGGAGGGUGCUGAUUGGGGGUCGGGGUGAGGGGGGGCUUAGCCAUGAGUUAUUCCCGUGGGACUCUGGCGGGGAGAGGGUGGCACGGGAAGGCUGCUGCGAGGAGGGUUUAGGAUAGCUCUUGAGCGAUGCCUUGUCAUCUCCUUGCUUACUCUAUGUUUCGCGGGGUGUUUUGAAAUGAAAUUUCGUAGAUUAC